Molecule: messenger RNA, 2142 nt
Organism: Nezara viridula (southern green stink bug)
Lineage: Eukaryota; Metazoa; Arthropoda; Insecta; Hemiptera; Pentatomidae
Source: the annotation of a GenBank genome assembly
AUGGCUGUCAUAACUAUGACGGGGAACGAUCGCACUCAAGACACGACCAAAGAUAGUGGAGUCGUAUUGUCCAUUCAACAAGGUCUGGGGCAGCUCGACACUGGAAGCCAUGUGACAGUGGAGAGUACUGAUAGUGGAGGAUGGGUGGAUGGUCUUCUUGGCUGCUUACGCCCUGUCUUACGGGGCUUCAUUGACAAAGCCACAUCCAAUGCUGAAAUCAAAGCUUCACAACAAGAUGACUGGAUCAUACCUUUUGAAAGCAUUAGUGACCUCCAGUGGCUUGGAUCAGGAGCCCAAGGUGCAGUUUUUAGUGGACGCUUAAAUAAUGAAAUUGUUGCUGUGAAGAAAGUCAGAGAGCAAAAAGAGACUGAUGUUAGACAUCUAAGGAAACUUAACCAUCCUAAUAUAGUGAAGUUUAAAGGUGUUUGUACACAAGCUCCAUGUUAUUGUAUAAUAAUGGAAUUCUGUCCUUAUGGGCCUUUAUAUAAUCUUCUGAAAGCAGGAGAGGAAAUAUCUCCUGUUAGACUUGUAUCGUGGACUAAGCAGAUCGCAUCUGGAAUGCAAUAUCUGCAUUCCAACAAAAUUAUUCACAGGGAUCUUAAAAGUCCUAAUAUACUCAUUGGAAUUGAUAAGACUGUAAAAAUCAGUGAUUUUGGUACCUGCCGAGAAUGGAAUGAGAUAAGUACAAAAAUGAGCUUUGCUGGAACAGUUGCUUGGAUGGCUCCUGAAAUCAUUCGUAAUGAGGCAUGUUCCGAAAAGGUUGAUAUAUGGUCAUUUGGUGUAGUGUUGUGGGAAUUAUUAACAUGUGAAACUCCUUACAAAGAUGUAGAUUCAUCAGCUAUUAUUUGGGGUGUUGGUAGUGAUUCUCUACAGCUUCCUAUCCCAUCAUCUUGCCCCUAUGGAUUUAAACUGCUCUUGAAACAAUGUUGGUCUGCUAAGCCAAGAAACAGACCUAGUUUCAAACAAAUCCUCGCCCAUCUAGAGAUAGCGGCAUCUGAUGUCCUCAUUAAUUCCCCUGAAAAAUACUUUAAGAAUCAGGCUACCUGGAAGGAAGAAAUUAGGAAAAAAAUGAUGAAUAUGGAGACUAAUGAAAGUAAAAUGUCAAGGUUUAAUGAGGGAGAGCUUAUUCAGAAGAGGAAAAAUGAACUUAAACAUGCUCAGGAUAUCAGAGAACAUUAUGAGGAAAAAUUAAAGAGUGCUAGUAACCUUUAUGAUGAGCUAGCUAUUGCUCUCAGACAGGUUGAGAUAAGAGAAAAAGAGCUUAGAAAGUGGGAAAAAUCUACUAGUUAUAAAUUAGGGAAAAAACGUACUAGAAUAAAUGGAAAGACGCCAGAGAGAUACAAAAAAUAUGAUGAUGACAGCUGCUAUCCAACUACAUGUUCUCAGAUUUCAAGUCAAAGAUCUCCAACAUCACCACUCUCUGUAAAAUCAUCUCUCUUUACUCAAAUGAAUGGCAAUAAAGUUGAAUCAGUUGCAAUUCCUGUACCUUUCAGACCAAAACGAACUAAAGCUAGAAAAGCUAGCUUAUUAACUGUGAAGAACGAAUUUUCCGGUCUUAGUUCAGAAAGGGAAGAAGUUGAUACUUGUGAAGAAAUGCCUGCUUCAAAGAAGGAAUAUGUUAAUUCUCAGACUCAGACUGAUGAUACAGCAAUGGAUAUUAGUAAUUGUAGCACUCCUGAAGCUAUUAGUCCAAUGGAUAGCAUAAAUGGGAACUUACAACCUGUUAUGACUAGUAGUCAAGAAUAUGAAGUAGUCAAUAAAUUGAAACUCGAUCUGGAAGAUGAUCAUCUGGAAUCUCUAAAGCGUAAAGUUAGUGAAAUUUUAAUUAAUGGAAAUAGAAUUGAAGACAGUUCUGAUAGAGAAGAUGAUGAUUUGCCUCAUUCAUGUGGCAAUUUCAACCUUAGGAGGAAAAGUAUAAGUCGAAGGCCUAUUGGUCCAGGAUGCCGAAUGAGAAGGUUUAAGCUACCCCAAGUUCUGCAAUCUGAUGAAGAUAACACAUCAGAGAGAAGUCACAGUAGGAGUUCUACACUGGAAAGCAAUCCUCCUCCAAUUAAGAGGACAGGAAGUGCCCGGAGUUCAGAAUCAGAAUCUGAUGAUCUAAGUGAAAUCACAGUGGCACCGCAACAUCAAGUUGUAGCCUAA